Molecule: messenger RNA, 386 nt
Organism: Sturnus vulgaris (Common starling)
Lineage: Eukaryota; Metazoa; Chordata; Aves; Passeriformes; Sturnidae
Source: RefSeq, a predicted model, not a curated record
GGCGCUCUUCCGGCUCCACGUCGGCACCGGCGGAGGCAAAAUGGAGGCGCUGGUGCUGGAGCCGUCCCUGUACACGGUCAAGGCCAUCAUCAUCCUGGACAACGAUGGCGAGCGGCUCUUCGCCAAGUACUACGAUGACACGUACCCCAGCGUGAAGGAGCAGCGCGCCUUCGAGAAGAACAUCUUCAGCAAGACACACCGCAGUGACAGUGAGAUCGCGCUGCUGGAGGGGCUCACCGUGGUCUACAAGGGCAGCAUCGACCUCUACUGCUACGUCAUCGGCAGCGCCCACCAGAACGAGCUGAUGCUCACGGCCGUGCUCAACUGCCUGUUCGACUCCCUGAGCCAAAUGCUGAGGUACGGGGGGGACACCUGGGGACACCUGG